UCACCGGAAAAUUUAUUUUGACAUGUACACCGGAAAUGCCGUGUGGGCACAGCUGACUUGACAGCAGACGCUCCUCAAAUCCAACUUUUCCAAAGCGCACAGGCGCACUGUUUACAGCCAAACACGACUGAAUGAAUCUGAGAAGAUUUCACGCUGCAGUCACAUCAGAUCCACACUACAUUGACACAUAUCUUUGUAGCGUUCAUCCCAAACAAAACGAUUGGACGGUUUUGUGAGUUUUUUUUUUUUUUUUUUUUUGGUGCGUCUGCACUUUGUUCCGUUUUUUUUAGGAAAUAUCUGCGUUCUCAGUCGUCGGAUCCAGAAUGUGGGGGAUCCAGAGAUCUCGGUACGCUGACUGCAACGGAUCAGAAGCCAGUGAAGAAGCGGAGAUUGUGGUGAACAUCGGCGGGGUGAAACAGGUGCUUUACGGAGAAGUGUUGAACCGCUAUCCGGACACCCGGCUAGCUGAACUGGUGGACUGGUCGUCACAAUCCUGCGAAGAAAUGCCAUCAUUGUGCGAUGAUUAUGACCCGGAGACAGGAGAGUAUUAUUUUGAUAGAGACCCGGAGGCAUUUAAGUGCAUAAUUGAGCUGUAUUAUUAUGGAGAGAUACACAUGAAAAAGGGCAUCUGUCCGAUUUGCUUCAUGAAGGAGAUGGAAUUUUGGAAAAUCGAUUCGGAUUUCCUGGAUGAAUGCUGUAAAAGCCAUCUUAAGGAGGUUGAGGACGAACUUGCAGAAAUUGCGGAGAGAGUGAGAACUAUCUUGGUGGACAGAGAAGGAGAUCCGUCCGCGGGAGGCUGGCAACGGUUCCAGAUUUCCGUCUGGAGGCUGAUGGAGAAGCCAGAGUCCUCGCUGCCCGCGCACGUUAUUGCAAUAGUUUCUUUCAUUUUCAUCCUCAUCUCCUCUGUGGUGAUGUGCGUCGGGACUAUUCCUGAGCUGCAGGUGCAAGACUCGGACGGUAAUCUCACUGAGCAUCCAACUUUGGAGGUCAUCGAGACCGUGUGCAUCUGCUGGUUUACAGUCGAAUAUCUCCUCCGCCUGAUCUCUUCUCCAAACCAAAUCAAGUUCUUUUUUUCGUUCAUGAACAUCAUCGACUUCAUGGCGAUCAUGCCUUUCUUCGUGGUGUUAAUUCUGACCUCAAUUGGCGCAGGUGUGAUGGAGCUGGCGAACGUGCAGCAGGCGGUGCAGGCUUUACGCAUUAUGCGCAUUGCGCGCAUUUUUAAGCUGGCUCGACAUUCGUCUGGACUCCAGACCCUCACAUCUGCCCUGAAGAGUAGCCUGAAAGAGCUUGGACUUCUCCUGAUGUACAUGGGCGUCGGGGUCUUUCUGUUUUCUGCUCUGGGCUACACUAUGGAGCAGAACCACCCGGACACUCUGUUCACCAGCAUCCCUCAGUCGUUCUGGUGGGCUGUGAUCACCAUGACCACAGUCGGGUAUGGAGAUGUGUACCCUAAAACCACUUUAGGUCGGUGUAACGCCGCCAUCAGUUUUCUGUGUGGAGUCAUCGCCAUCGCGCUGCCCAUACACCCCAUCAUCAACAAUUUUGUCCUGUUCUACAACAAGCAACAGGUCCUGGACACUGCGGCCAAGCACGAGAUUGAACUGAUGGCGCUGCGCACCGGGGAGGUGGAGGCGUCUCCCGGGGACCACAAACACAUCUGCGGCGCAGCGGGGUGGGACAAGUCCAUGAGCACCUGUCAUAGCGACACCUACAUACCUUUGCCAAAGGAUGGCAGGGGAGGGGCCAGCUUUCAAGCCCCAACCAUGGAAACGAGCUUUGAGAACACCUCAACUGAGAGCUCUGAAAAUAAAUGUCAUCUCCUGAAUAGAAAUGUCUCCAAAUGAAUCACACCAGAUCUGAGGAACUUGUGUAUAGCUCCUUAACAAAGAGUCCAUUAAACCAACAUGUAUGUGAGGUUUGCCUCACUGAUGAAGACUUGAUGUAGGCUGAACAGCUCUGUUUGAAUUCCCCCUGUGAAGGCAUCUUAUAUAACACCCAGACUUCACACAUACACUGCAGACUGUAUUCUUUUGUAAUGUCUUUUAAAAGAGCAGCCUUUUCACCAGAAAACAUUAAAGUAACAGUAGAAUCAUAGACAUCUCAACAGACCUGGAGGUGUCUGAGUCAUCUAUACAUUUUAAUGAGGUGACUAUUGCAGCAUAGAGGCCAUUAAGGCUUAUUGUUUCUGUGUCUGCCUCAGUGUCGUUUCUGUAAGUGACAUGUAUGAUUAUGAAGUGAAAUGUCAGAUAAAAGUCGUCUCUGGAGGCAGAAAUUUGGAAAGCAGUUGUGUCAUUUGUCUGUAUGGAAAUGUAUGUAUAUAUAUGUAAAUAAAUAUAUGUAGUGUGUUUCAGAAGCCACAAAACACCCCAGCUGAGUCAAAAACUCUUAAAAUUUGAAUUAUUUUCUUAAAACUAGCAAAAAAUAAAUAAGAAAUUGGCCAACAGGGUAAGAAAAAUGGUCGGAAUUCUUAUUUUAAGAAAAAUUAAACCCACUAAGACAUUUUUCUUGGACUAAAAUUGUUUUGCUUUUCAAAAGAAAUUCUUGAUAAGAUUCUUUUUCUUGCAAUUCAAAAAAUAAGACAUUUUUUUAAAUAAAAAGAAUAGGGUGUUUUUUCUUUAAGUGUCUCAGCUGCCAUCUCCCCUUUUAAUGGAUGGAUGAGGAAAACGACAGGAGGUUGAGCAAGCAAAAAAAAAGCUACUUAUAUACAAAUUGAAAUUGUAAUUUGCCCAUUUGAUUUAUAUUUCAAAGCAAAAAACAUUCUUGACAGUUUGCAUGUUCCCUCAAGGGUUCUUCUCUUACCAGUCUUGAGUGACAUCUCUGCAAAAAAGCACAACUCACAUCAGAAUUGUUAGUUUACUGAAGCGAAGGGGCUAAAUGCAUUUCUGGCAUAUUUCUUUCAAGGUUUGUCUCUGAACGCAAACUGUAGUUCAGGGCAAUUUUGAACAAUUUCUACUAGAUCUGCUCUCAUAGUUUACCUUUAAAACUCUUUUUGUGGCAAUGAUUUAUAUCCAUCUCUUUAGUACAACCCCAGCUUCUUUUUUUACAGAUAUAUUUUCAUUUUGUUAGACAACAAUUCAGAACUAAGCCUGAAACUGUACAAAAACUCAGUUCUGAAUAGUAAAAUGAUUUUUUUUGCAGGAAGAAUACAAAAAAAGUUUUUUAUAUUUGAUAAAAAAGGUCUAAAGAAAAGAAAAAUGAAAACAUCCUAAACAAAGCAUAGGCAAAGUUAAACCAUUGUAAAAAUGUUUAAAAAUUAUUAUCUCCAAUAAACUAUAGAAAACAUUCCAAGGAUUUAUUUCAAGGGACAUCACAGUUAGGCAUCAUAACUCUUAUAAUGUUUGUGUUUGACCAAAAAUUUUAAAGCUAAUACCUUUUCUGAAACCUGUAUUUCAAAUUUUGAACGAAAGCAAUGCUAAUGGUCAUUGUAAAAAAUCCAUGUAACCAGCAAAUACACCAGUGAGUCCAGGGGGUAAAAUAGUUUAAAAGUUGCUUUAUUUGCAGAUGUGUGUAUGUUUUCUUUAGACUACGUAUUUGGUUAAAAUACAGAACAGUCAUCUGUGCUUUAAAUUCAUAAAUAAAUUAAAAAGAUAAACUUUUACAAAUAAUAUAUCUGAUCAAACCUGGAUCAGUUAAAGUGGAUUUUUUAGGUUUUAUUCAUAAAAUCACGCUUUCAAUGUUUUUCUCAUUCAGAUGAUUUCAUAAUUUUAUUAAUUGUGAACAUUUCUUCCAUAAAAAUAUAUUGUAGAAAACUUAUAAAGACAGGAAAACAGAUUUAAAUGAUGCGAUCUGGGAAGUUCUGAUAAUUAAUCACAAUUAUAAUAAAACGCAAAAGUACAGCUUCUCCCUCACCAAAUGUACUUAAAUGAAAAGAAAUAACAAGAGGGUGGUCCAGAAUGUCCUCCCGCUGGUGUACUGCAGGACUACUGUCUCCUCUGUCCAGCAGCAGAUUCAGAUAUGCUGAAGCCUGAGAAGAGGGCUAUUGUUGACGGUGACAGGUGGAAUAGGUUUGCACUGUGGAACGGCAUAAUGUUCCUUUCAGACAUGCAUUAAAAUACACACAUGCAGUUUCAAGUUCAAAUUGAAAUGCACGAGCACAUGUGCCUAGUAUCCAUAAAUUCCUUCUCUUCGUUGCCACCUCCUAACACGUGCGGGCAGAAUUAUUUGUAGCCUUUGCGUAUUUAUCCAUCGUUAUGUGUAUUCUAGAAUGACCCGGCAUGAUCUACCAGGUUUUACACCCACAUGUUGGUCAUCUUCUGCAUUCAGUGGGUGUUGCAGAUACGUGUUUACACAAAGCUGCUCAUUAUUCCUUUGCUAAAAUACUACCAGCUACUAAAUAAUAAUGGUUACACAGAAAACCAUUUUAUCCCUCCACGUUCCACAUGUUACAAGCUGUAGUUGUGAUUUAAAAUGUAUUGUGUGAAAUAAAAAAAUAUCAAAAUC
This is a messenger RNA of Oryzias latipes (Japanese medaka), 4440 nucleotides long. Its product is annotated as voltage-gated potassium channel regulatory subunit KCNF1-like. Gene Ontology annotation, biological process: protein homooligomerization; potassium ion transmembrane transport; action potential. The record is from RefSeq and is a predicted model, not a curated record. Gene Ontology annotation, cellular component: voltage-gated potassium channel complex; membrane. Gene Ontology annotation, molecular function: protein binding; voltage-gated potassium channel activity. NCBI's taxonomy places the organism in Eukaryota, Metazoa, Chordata, Actinopteri, Beloniformes, Adrianichthyidae.